This is a messenger RNA of Ipomoea triloba (trilobed morning glory), 1016 nucleotides long. Its product is annotated as meiotic nuclear division protein 1 homolog. Gene Ontology annotation, cellular component: nucleus. The record is from RefSeq and is a predicted model, not a curated record. Gene Ontology annotation, biological process: reciprocal meiotic recombination. The coding region runs from base 85 to 747 and encodes 220 amino acids. Lineage: Eukaryota; Viridiplantae; Streptophyta; Magnoliopsida; Solanales; Convolvulaceae. The transcript has 10 exons. Gene Ontology annotation, molecular function: double-stranded DNA binding.
UCUUAAACACGUUUGUCUGUUUCGCGCACGGCCUGCAUUUCAGUUGGAUUAGCUCUGCGACGACUGAGAGACUGGUGAUUAGCUAUGUCUAAGAAAAGAGGCCUUUCCUUGGAUGAGAAACGAGAGAAAAUGCUGCAAAUCUUUUAUGAAUCACAAAACUUCUUCCUUUUAAAGGAGCUUGAGAAGUUGGGACCUAAGAAAGGUGUGAUUAGCCAGUCUGUAAAAGAUGUUGUCCAAAGUUUGGUGGAUGAUGACCUUGUUUCAAAAGACAAGAUAGGGACUUCUGUAUAUUUUUGGAGCCUUCCUAGCUGUGCUGGGAACCAGCUAAGAACUGUGUAUAAGAAGCUUGAGGCUGAUCUCCAAACCAGUAAAAAGCGGCAUGUGGAACUUGUUGAACAAUGUAAGAAUCUGAAGAAAGGACGUGAGGAAUCAGAUGAACGAGAAGAGGCGUUGGAGGAGUUAAAAGCUACUGAACAGAAACACAAGGAGUUAAAGGAAGAAUUGGCACAGUAUGCAGACAAUGACCCAGCUACUGUUGAAACAAUGAGGAAUGCUGUUCAAGUUGCUCAUGCAGCAGCCAACAGAUGGACAGAUAACAUCUUCACACUGAGACAAUGGUGUUCUAAUAACUUUCCUCAGGCCAAAGAGCAACUCCAUCACCUAUACAGUGAGGUGGGAAUUACAGAUGACUUCGACUAUUUGGAGUUGCCGGCGGCAGUACCUCUUCCUCCUGUUGACUCCGUUUAGGUGGUUCUCAAGAACUUGCUUUAUGUUCAAGUUGGGCAUGAGUUUCUAUUGCUCCGUAUCUGAUAUUGCUACUGAAUGUAUGUAUAUCCAUAUCCAUGUAUAAACCUCUGAUUUAGUCAUUUAAAUCGAUGCCAGUAGAUUAUAGUUAUGCUUUACAGUCAGCCAGACAAGUAUAUUUGUGCUUUUUCAAGUAUAGGAUCAAGUGGACAAAUCACAUUAUUAUUUUUAAAAUACAAUUACAAUUAGAUGGUUGGUAAAAUUGCCUUUAA